This is a messenger RNA of Polyodon spathula (Mississippi paddlefish), 2413 nucleotides long. RefSeq names its product leucine-rich repeat-containing protein 2-like. The coding region runs from base 124 to 1239 and encodes 371 amino acids. Lineage: Eukaryota; Metazoa; Chordata; Actinopteri; Acipenseriformes; Polyodontidae. Gene Ontology annotation, molecular function: protein binding. The transcript is spliced from 9 exons. The record is from RefSeq and is a predicted model, not a curated record.
GGAAUGUGAACGACCCUGACUCACCAGGUUAAACAUGAUAUGUACUGCUGUAAACAACUUUCUGUCAAACGUAUGUGUAGCCUCGCAUUAUAAACAGUUGAUAAGCUUGUGUUGAAUGUAAGUAUGGGCCCAGCAAUAGUGGUGUAUGACCUGUCAAUCGUAAAGGGCAUCUGGGAGGGACGAAUAAGGAAACACAAAAAACGUCAAAGGAAGGAACGGGAACGUCAGGAAAAAAGUGCAUUAGCAAAGUUGAAUCAAGAAUGGAGUCAAAGGCUAGAACACAGGAAGAGACUCCGUGAAAAAUCAAAUCAGCUGAACUUGGAGAACGUGGCAACAGAUUUCAAACUUUACCACAGCAGUGAAAAGAAUUUGCUGUCAGAAGGGCGCACCUCACUGUAUUCAGGAAUUGAGAUAAAUAUUGAUGAAAAAACAUUUAUUUUUGAGCUAAAUGGAGAACAAUGGAAGGAACUCCCUGAUUCAAUCAAAGAAAUGACUUACCUCAGAGAAUGGCACAUAAGCAGAACCAGCAUACAGGAACUUCCUAAGUAUAUUGAACUGUUUCAGGAUCUGAGAGUACUGCAACUAUCCAGAAAUGGUAUCAAGGAGCUCCUGGCAGAAAUAGGUAAACUGAGGAACCUUAAGGAACUGAACCUAAGCUAUAAUAAGCUCUCUAGUAUCCCACCUGAACUUGGAGACUGUGAAAACCUGGAAAAGCUGGAAUUAACUGAAAACCUGGACCUCUGGGAACUACCAUUUGAGCUUAGUAAUCUGAAACAGCUCCUAUACCUGGACAUAUCGGCAAACAAAUUCAGUAGUAUACCCAUCUGUGUUCUCCGCAUGUCAAGCCUGCAGUGGCUGGAUGUCAGCAACAAUGACCUGAAAGAACUGCCUCAGGAUAUUGACAGGUUGGAAGAAGUAGAAUCCUUGUUCCUGCAGAAGAACCCAAUGACGUAUCUUCCUCAAGCUCUGUGUAACCUAACAAAGCUCAGUAUGAUUGUAAUAAGCGGUGAACGCAUGGUUAAAAUGCCAACAGCCAUCUGUAGCAGUCCCAGUAUUAAAUUUAUAAAAUUAUUUGAUAACCAUCUUGAGGAUGAGAAGGAACAAACAGAGUCAAUGAAGGAUCACGACAGUGAGAAGGAACUUGAAAAGGAGUUUAUUCAAGCAUAUGUUGAGUCACUGAGGGACAGAGAAACAGUCCCCUGCUAUACCACCAAGGUGUCACUGAGUUGUCAACUAUGAUGUCCUGAAAGGAUUGUCUAAAACCACAGAUAGAUGGAUGAAAGGCUUUUGGAAAAAAGAAAGAAGACCCCGCCAUAUUUUUUUCUGUGUAUUUUUUUUUAUAAUGAUCUGUGUAUAUGAAUUGUCCUUUGGGUAUGGUAUCCAGUACAGUAGGAACUACACUGAUUUUAUUGUAUUUAUUUUUUAAAUUACAUUUUACUUAAAUUAAUUGCUCCUACAGCAUGCUGUUGUCAACUUGUAGUAAGCCAAUGGCAAUUCUUGUAAUAUUGAAUUUAAUAAUGUGAUUGUAUGUUUACUGUUACAGAUUUAGACUUGACUGCUUUUCCCCUAAUUAUAUGGGGUUUUACCUGCACCAGUACCUUAGCAUUUUUAUGUUGAAUUCAAUUCCCAACACUCCUUCUGUUACUUCUCUCUCCCCGGAGCAGCCUUAUUACUCAAGAAGAAUGACAGCUACCUUCCCUAUCCAUUUAUGAAUUGGGAAUUCAUUGCAUGCCUCAGUUGUAUGUGUGUGUGUGCUUAUUUACUGCACUAAACCAUCUUCAUAUUGUUUUUUUUUUUUUUUUUCACUGUCAGAAAUACACAUACUGAAAUAAGCCAUUAUGUACAAUUACAAUGAAACUAUUGUAGCACAGCGGUAACUUGCAAAACAAUAAAUAAUUCUAAACCUAAACAGGGUACAGGAACUAAGCCCUAGGAGUACAUUUUAAUGAGCUGCAAUAUGGCCCUAUAUUAUGAUAACUUUGUGAACAAUGAUGUAAUGUUAACUCUGCAUCACUGUUUGUUUUGUUAUUGGCUGCAUUAUAAAAGCUGCUAUAAUGAUAGCUGUGCCUUAACAAAAAUGCAACCCAAGUUUCAAAACAAGCAACCAACAAAAAUUCCCAGAAGGUAGUGAAUGUUUUCUUGCUGCUUUUCUGUCCUCAUAUAAGGUUAAAGAAAAGCACCUUGUUUUGAAGGAAGGAUUCACUUGUAGCUACUUCUUUGUUAUUUUAAGGUGCCAAACACAGAGAUACCACAGCAAUACAGUAGAAGGUGAUUGGAGCUUUUUUUUUAUUACAACAUGAUUUGCUUUGUUUAGCAUAUAUGUGUUUUUUACAAAUCAGUUUCAUGAGCAAAAUCAAGUUGCUAAACUGUUUAUGCGCAUUAACUGUUCCCAGAAAUACAACACUGAACUCUG